Messenger RNA from Cydia pomonella (codling moth), 4722 nucleotides. Its product is annotated as growth arrest-specific protein 1-like. Bases 421 to 1128 code for a protein of 235 amino acids. The record is from RefSeq and is a predicted model, not a curated record. Lineage: Eukaryota; Metazoa; Arthropoda; Insecta; Lepidoptera; Tortricidae. Gene Ontology annotation, biological process: regulation of cell cycle. The transcript is spliced from 3 exons.
AUCUAUUCUGCUGAGGGCACGCGAGAGGAGGGUGUAGGGAACGGGAAGGGAAGAAUAUGAAGCUGUCAUCUGGCUUGGCAUGCCGGCGCGAGUUCAAGCCAACAACGCUCCGAGCUCCAUGUCCGUGCCGCGGCACAACUCAAUUCAAGUCAAUCGUAAGCGCGCGCUCGGGCGAGCUGCACGUACUCCGACCGACGCGACACCCCGCACUAACUAACCACCGGACUUUACGUCGCAGCCAAAACAAUAAUACUAAAUGAAACUGUGCACAAUAGUUCUUUACCAGUGACUAACGCUUAACUAAACUCUCGAAAACAGUGAUAAAUGUUGUGGAACAUCGUUGAAGUUAACAAAACACGGAGUUCUAAACUUUCCAACGAACGAGCCAUGUGACUACGGCGGGAACGAGUAAUAGCUGUAAUGUGGCUGCUAGCAGCUCUGCUAGCAGCCUGUGCUGCGGGCGCAGUGAGCACGCCGUGCUUCGAGGCUCGCACGCGCUGCGCCUACCGCACGGGCUGUGGCGCCGCGCUGAACAACUACAUGAUCCUGUGCAAUGACGUGCUGUCUGAACCGACGAGCGUGUGUCCCAAGCCGUGUGAGCAUGCGCUUAUAGCGCUCAUGUCUACCGAGGAGGGGAAGGAGCUGAUGAAGUGCGAGUGUGAAGACGAGUAUUGCCUGGAGGCAAAGUCACGGAUCGACGUCUGUCGGCCUUCGGUUCUUCGCGGAGCCGCGAAUGUGACGAGUUCGUGUCGUUUGUCACAGCUAAUCUGCACGGCUGAUGCCCAGUGCGCCACUGCACUCGGGUACUACCAUCGCCUGUGCCGCGCAAUGUACCGCGGCAGAAAAUGUUCCCACAAAUGCCUAAAUGCCAUAGAAAUUUUAAGAAAACAGGAGAAAGCAGCGCCUCUGACAGGAUGUAAAUGUGAUGGCAAUGAGGAUUACGACUGUCCGAGGAUGCAAAAUAACUUAGCGAGGCUUUGCUUCCACAAGAAGCUAGACCCCAUCGAAGAAAAACGCAAAACAACAAUGCCACCACAAGUGGUUCAAGUAGGAAGCAGUUCUAUCGCCACUGUUUCAAAACGGCUGCUAGUAUUAUUAACAUUUUUCAGUUCAAAAUUCUAUACGUGAUAGUUUUAUAAUGGGUCUACCUCAAGCAUUAGGUCUAAUUUAAUUCUAAGGCUGGAGCAGCAAUUGCAUUGAAGUACAACUUUUGUAAAUAUGUAAAUGAGAAUAGUAUAAGUACUAAGGUGUAAUAAAUAGAGCCUUGUAGGUAAGUGAGGGAAGGCAAGGGGUAAGAGAGAUAGAUGGCAAGAUACCUAAAUAAAAUGGGAUUGUUUUUCUUGAAAUAUGGUUUUUAGUGUGUACGUGUUAUGCUGGUUUAGGUACCACUAGACUCGGCUACACUCAUGUAUAAUUUUUGUUGUCACUUUGUAAGUAUAAUACGUAUCAAUUCGCAAAAAUAAACAACUUUGAAUUCAAAUCAAGUAUGAUUCGACUUAGGUAAUUAGGUGCAUUCUCAGUUUUAUUACGCACACUUAUCAGACUCAGUAUUAGCACCAUAUUUUGCACCAUCUUCAUUGAAAUUAAAACUAUACUGCUACAGUAUCUGAAAGCGCUCUUUGGUUAUGUUAAAUCACAAAGGUGUUGUAAAUCAGCUUCGUACCUAUUUAUAAAGAAAUCUCAAACUCCAUCUGUUGAUACGGUGUUAAAUCUUAGGCCAACGCACGCGCAUAAUGCAGGCAAUCUUGCAUGAUAGAGGAUAGCCGCGCCGCCCACAGCACGCAUGCGUCGCGCGGGCGUCGCUAUAAAUACGGCAGCGCCGGUGGUCCGGUGACAAAUGCUAGGCUGUUCCCGCCGCGGCGCCACGACGAUUGAUCUAACGUCCCGGUAUCAUUUGCUGUCAAACACACGAAUUUACAAGUCAUCGUUUCAAUCUGUCCCUGUUCAUCGCAUGUGUUCCGACAUACGUUUGAAAGAAACGGAAGUGUUUUUGAGGUCGUUUGGGUAAGGGAAGUGGAUGUUCUAAUAACAUAGUCGUAGCUAAUUCCAGUGUGACACUAAUCGUUUGUCCUGAUGUAGGGCGGUAGAUUCUGUAAAAAUAUGUUAGUAGGGAUUCCAAUGUCCCAUUAGCAUACCAUGUUGUUAAUAUUGUCUUUGAUCGACAUUUUUCGCUUAUUAAUCUGGGAGAGCAGGUUUUAUUAUUGGUACUUCAUGUCAAAAGUAAAUACAUAAGUUUCUGUAAACAUUUCAUUUUUGGUACAAGUUUUUUUCGUUGACUGUACUUAUCUUGCCACGGGCAACUAAUACUCAUCGAGACAAUUCUAAAAACCCCAAACAACUACGUUGCUUUGUUUCAUCUCAGAGUUCCUAUGACCACUUCCUGUCUCCAUCAUCAGAUCAGCUCGAUGGUAUCAUAAUAUUGUAUUGUAACCCGACUUUCAUAUGUAUGCAUAUUUUCAGUAAAAUUAGAUAUAAGAAAGUGGUUGAAAAAUGGUUUGCACGAUUUGAAAAAAAGUUAGAUACACACCAAGAACAUGUCAAGUUAAAUAAAAACUUGUAAAAACAGCAUAUGAGUUUAAAGCCCGACCAGAAAUAUAUAAUCAUUGUCAAGUGGGCGCUAUUAUUCUCAUGUAUAAAGUGACAGUUUAGUUUAGUAUGAAAAAUUUAGUUCCAAUGAAAUUCCGCAAUAUGGCGCGUGAUCAUAUAUUACUGGUCAGGCUUUACAUAAUCUACCGCUACUAUUAACCGCUUUGUAAAGGUACAUGGUAGGUAAUACGUUUUCUACUCAGUUUCGUGUAUCAAGAGCUUGCUGUAGCCGUGUCCCUCUUGCUCAAUUUAAACCGAACGGUUUAACCGAGGUCCCUUAGUAAUGAAGAGGUUGGAACCGGUUUGGUCCAAGCGCCUAUUCCGAGAGCUCACCAAAACAAGAGCACAGCAGAUCUGUUUUGCACCAGUACGAGUACAAAGACAUUAAGAUCCGUUAACGUUAUUCGAAAGGGCAAGAGCUUUUUAUAAAAAAACCACAACGUACGUGCUUUUAUGUAAACAAAUAAUUUGUCUAUAUCACCUAUACCAACGUGCCAUUCACAUCGUUCCGUUUAUUGUUUAUCCUUGCUUGAUAUGCCCUUAUUUAUCUAUCAUAUUUCCACGUUCUUGUACGUAGAACUUCCAUAAAAUCUUGGAUAGAGUUCUUGAUAAAAGUACCUACAAUGUUGUUUAGUAUGCGUAUCGCAAUUGUAUACUAAUGUUUCGUCGCCAAUCAUGUCAUUCUUUAUGCAUAAUGAAUCGACUUGAUGUCCGGCAUACGAUGAACACUUACUUAUUUUCGCAUUACGGGAUAUCGUUGGAGAUUGGCGUGCGAAAGUAUUCUACAGUGCAAAUCUUUUAUAAAGUAGGUAUAGUAAUUUAUUGUCCAUUCAGCGAACUGGUGUGGUAUUUCAGUACCUAUCUGUACAUUUUAAUUCGUAUUUUUUAUUUAUUGACAAUAACAAUAUACAUAAUGGAUAUAUACAGAUGAUUACUAUAACUAGCUUAUAUCUAAAAUAGGCCCUUGAGGCAUUGUACCAAGGAUGCUGGCGGCAUUUCCUCGUUGUAUCGUAAUACUGAUACGUUGUAUUUUUUUUAUAUUUUGAUAAUACAAGGAUUUCUGAAUAUUUUGAAUAAUUGGGUCAUACACAUUUUAUAGCAAACUCGUUCGCGUCUUUUCUGUAGACAUUGCAAAUUUAAGGGAAUCUAUAGCAAAUUUUUACGCUGCACCUUUACAGGUGGGAUAAAUUUUUUCAGUACUUGAGACUAAGAAAAACGGGAUAUAUAUGUACCAGAGUCAUUAACUUGUAUUGUAUUUGGACAUUUUUCUAAAAAGUGUUCCAAUUUAUUGGCAUCUUUUCUGUAGACAUCGCUUUGGCAUUUUUUCAGUAGGUGCUUAAAACUCAAAUAAGAAAAACGGGAUAUCUAUGUAUCAGAGUCGGUAACGUCUAUUGUAUUGUCCACAGAAAUGACCUUUUUCUAACACAUAAAAGCAGAAACAGCCAUUGUAUCUUAUUCUCGCGCUCCAAUUCCAAAUUCAAACCGGGUUUUCAAUGGUUGUUAUGGCUUUCUAUUUCCAAAAUGAAAGUUUCCUGCGAAAUAUUCCUGAAAUUUCCGAGAACAUUGCAAACUUUUUGGUAACUUUCCGUAACGUUACAGUCAUCAUAUGUACAUUUUACUGUAUACUUAGUUGCAAAAUCAGAUUUUUUCACAGCAAUAAAUUAUAACUUUUUUGUAUUGUAGUAUUUAUAAAAAUAAGGCAAACUCGUAGAGGCAGUUUUGUGUGAGUGUGCGUGGGUUGAUGUGCAAGAAAUAAGUUUAGUACAUAUUAACUUUAAUUCCUUGGGAUUCUGUGUGACUGCAGUGAAGUAGGUAUAGAAUAGAUUGUUCUUAAAUGAAUAUUCAUAAAUAUAAUACCGAUUAACCACAGUUUACCAAAGUGAGAUUAUUAGCAUAGUGUGUAGAGAAAAGUAAUGUAAUUAGUAAUUUAUACAUUUCAUUACAUGUCAGUAAUUAUUGUAAAACGUACAAAGUUUUUGGAAUUACUAAUAUGAAUAAUUAAUAAUUUAUUGAAUUAGAGUUAGUUAGUGAUGUAAUUAGUUAGUAAAAAUUGUUGCAUUUGUUCGUUUUGUAAAAUUAUAUUAAGGAUUUAUAUGUAUUUAUUUUAUUGUACUGAAAUAAAAAUUGUUUUCUUUA